AUCAAUCGUGCAAUUUAAGCAUCAUUUAAUUUAAUAGCAAAUACCAGAAAACAUCUUAAUAAUGAUAUAAUCAUUUAAAUACAAUAACACCUCACAUUUAACUCUUAAUCAUCCUGUAUAUUCAUUGAAAGUGUCGUGAGGUCUCAGAUCUGCUGUAAGAUGUUUAGUGUGACCAGCAGAGGGCUGUGAUGAAGAUGUGAAUAUAAAGACACUGAACUGAGACCUGUGAGGAUUAAGAUGAAAUCAUUCAGUCAGUCAGUUCCUCUCUUAUCUGAUAAAGAUUGAUUUAUUAUGAACUUUAUGAGUGUCAGAUUAAUAUAAUGUUAUGAAUUAUUAUGGACUGUUAUUUACUGAAGAAAAUGUCUGAUGUGAUUUUAUUCUGCUUGUGUUUGUGGAGUCUGGUGGGUGUGUUUGGUGAGUUUGUGUCAGUGACUGAAGGAGAUUCAGUGACUUUAUCUGUCAAUCUCACUGAAACACAGAGAGAGGACAGAAUCUCCUGGAAGUUUACAUCUCAAGAAAUAAACGCAGCAGAAAUUAUCAUAGCUGAAACAGAAGAUAAAGGAAAUACUGUCACUUUACAUGAAGAUAGAGCUGAAGGAAGAUUCAGAGACAGACUGAAGUUAAACAAACACACUGGAUCUCUGACCAUCACAAACACCAACAUCACACACACUGGACUUUAUAAAGUGAACACCAUCCGCACAAAUACCCAACUCAAAACAAUCAAUCUUACUGUCUAUGCUCGCCUGCCCGUUCCUGUCAUCAGCAGAGUUUCUUCACAAAGUUCUUCAUCAUCAUCAAAUUGUUCAUUAUUGUGUUCAGUGUUGAAUGUGAGAGAUGUGAGUCUGUCCUGGUACAGAGGAAAAAGUUUAUUGUCCAGCAUCAGUGUGUCUGAUCUCAACAACAACAGCAUCUCUCUUCAUCUGAAGUGUCUGGAUGAUUCUUACAGCUGUGUGCUGAACAAUCCCAUCAGUAAUCAGACUCAACAUCUCAACAUGGAUCAGAUGUUAAACAUUGAGCAACUAACAUCGUUUGUAUUAAUUUCUUCAGUAAAGAAAGAGAUCUACUGCUGUUGUGGUUUUACUGAAGUUGUGAUCCGAUUGGUCGUCUCUGUUCUGGUGGGCGUGGCUGCUGUUGGUUUUGUGGUUUAUGACAUCAGAUCCAGAAGAGAUGAAGAGAAGAGGAUGAGAUCAGAUAAACUCCACUAAACCUCUUCAGUUCAUUUAUUAUAGUUAUCACACAUUAUUCAUUAUAUAUAAACACAAUCUUUAUUAUUUCUUUAAAAUACUUCAUUUGUUCAGCUCGACUGUUUUCUUAUUAAAUAUUAUUGUGGAUCCAAACUUUAUUCAGCUUUGACUUUCUUCAUUAGGUCAUUGUUUAUUGGCAAAAUCUCAUUUUAUUGAUCAAUUCAUUAAAGUGUAAACUACAUCGGAUUCAUGUGAAAAAUAAAGAAACUAAAGAAUAAAUGUUGAUUCUGAAGCAUCUUUGUAUUGACGUCAUUGAUGAUCACUUCAUCAAAUCCUACAUAAAUCAAUGAGAUUAUGUUUAUGAUACAGAGUCACAUAGACUCA
Molecule: messenger RNA, 1571 nt
Organism: Misgurnus anguillicaudatus (oriental weatherfish)
Lineage: Eukaryota; Metazoa; Chordata; Actinopteri; Cypriniformes; Cobitidae
Source: RefSeq, a predicted model, not a curated record